This is a messenger RNA of Nematolebias whitei (Rio pearlfish), 1957 nucleotides long. RefSeq lists its product as uncharacterized. The transcript is spliced from 10 exons. NCBI's taxonomy places the organism in Eukaryota, Metazoa, Chordata, Actinopteri, Cyprinodontiformes, Rivulidae. Bases 1 to 1866 code for a protein of 621 amino acids. Gene Ontology annotation, molecular function: long-chain fatty acid-CoA ligase activity; long-chain fatty acid transmembrane transporter activity. The record is from RefSeq and is a predicted model, not a curated record.
AUGGACUUGUUUCUGACUUCUCUCCUUUUAGGAAGCAUCUUCCUCGUCCCGCUCCUGCUGAGGACUUUGUGCCCGCAGCUGUGGACGGAUCUGCUGUAUUUGCGGGAUUUGUUGCGGGUUCUGGUCUUGUACGCAGGCUGGAGGAGGAGGAGACCCCCCUUCUUCGUCCUGGACCGAUUCUUGGAGCAGUGCGCAGCGUUUCCACAGAAAGCCUUCAUCGUGUUUGGAGAGGAGAGCUUCACCUUCUCUGAGACGGACAGGAGGAGCAACAAGGUGUCGCACGCGCUGCAGAACCAGGCGGGGUACCGACCCGGGGACCCCGUGGCGCUCUUCAUGGGGAACGAACCGGCCUUCCUGUUCACCUGGCUGGCUCUGGCCAAACUGGGUUCUCCUGUGGCCCUGCUGAACUCCAACAUCCGGAGCAAGUCCCUGCUGCACAGCUUCAGCUGCUGCGGGGCAUCAAUGCUCAUAGCAGCUGAAGAUCUGAAGAAGGCGGUGGAGGACGUCCUGCCGUCUCUGAUGGACCAGGGAGUCUCCGUCCUUCUGAUGUCCAAACACUCGGACACGCCAGGAAUCCAGAACUUCUCCGAUCAAAUCGAAGCGGCUUCGGACGCUCCGAUCCCUCGGUCCCUCAGAUCACACGUCACUCUCAGAAGCCCUGCAGUUUACAUUUACACCUCUGGAACCACCGGUCUCCCUAAAGCAGCUGUGGUGAACCAGAACCGGCUGCUGUCAGCUCUGGCUGUUUUAUCCACGUACGGCGUCACAUCAGAGGAUGUAAAGUACGUGAACCUGCCUCUGUACCACACCGCGGGCUUCCUCGUUGGCUUCAUCGGCUCCAUCGAGUCAGGGUCGACUAUCGUCCUGAAGAGGAAGUUUUCUGCCUCCCAGUUUUGGGACGACUGCAGGAAGUACAACGUUACUGUUGUCCAGUACAUCGGAGAGGUGAUGCGUUACCUCUGCAGCACUCCGAAGAAAGAAAACGACAAGGAGCACAAAGUGAGGCUGGCCGUCGGAAACGGUGUCAGGGCGGAAAUAUGGAAAGAGUUUCUCAGUCGCUUCGGGAACAUCCGGGUUCUGGAGUUUUACGCCUCCACAGAGGGAAACAUCGGCUUUCUGAACUACACGGGAAAAAUUGGAGCAGUUGGACGAGUCCACUUUUUUCACAAGAAGUUCUUCCCGUACACGCUGAUAAAAUACGACACGGAGCGCGACGAGCCAGUGCGAGGUUCUAACGGGCUCUGCAUGGAAUCAUCCAGAGGUGAAACGGGCCUGCUGGUGUCAAAGAUCACAGAAAUUGCUCCAUUUGAAGGCUACGCCCAAAACCAGGAACAAACGGAGAGGAAAAAACUUCGAAACGUCCUGAAGACGGGAGACGUUUACUUCAACACCGGAGACCUGAUGAGAAUCGAUGAGGACAACUUCAUUUACUUUCAGGACCGAGUCGGGGACACCUUCAGGUGGAAAGGUGAGAACGUGGCAACAACGGAGGUGUCUGACAUCCUCUCCAUCAGCGACUGUCUGCAGGAUGCUAACGUUUAUGGAGUCCAGGUUCCAGGACAUGAGGGUCGUGUCGGGAUGGCAGCUGUUACUGUGAAGAAAGAUGAAGAGUUUGAUGGAAUUAAAAUCUACAACCAUGUGGUCAGCUACCUGCCUUCAUACGCACGACCUCGUUUCAUCAGGAUACAGAGCGCAGUGGAAGUGACCGGCACCUUUAAGCAGAUAAAAAUGAAGCUGGUGGAGCAGGGUUUUGACCCAGGAAGUAUCCAGGACCCUCUCUACAUCCUGGAUGAUGGAGUAAAGAGCUAUGUUCCUCUGAGCUCUCAGACCUACGACUCCAUCAGAUCAGGAAGCAUCAAGCUCUGAGCUGUGCACGCUCUUCACACAUUUUAGAUAUGUUUACCUUUCAGCUCAGGUCCGCAGCAGUUUUAUCCUUAUGCUUUAGUAAAAACAGUCA